CUCGCUUUCUCGCCUUAUUUUUCCUCCAUACGAAUCCGAAAUCAACACCGCAAGGAGGAGGAACAAAGCAGAGACAAAUCCGCUUCCUGCAGAAUCGAGGGAAAGGGUGAUUUAUCAGCGCAAGAUGUUCGAUUGCAGUUACAAAGCACAGUACAUGGAGGGCCAGAAGGAGAAAUUUGUAAGGCUGGAGGAGUCAAGUCCGAGAUUAUCCUUUGCUUCUGAUGCAGGAAGAAUGAACAAAUGUGGGUUUCACGUCCAGGGGGCCGCCCGGAAAUCCAAUAACCCCUCGAAAUCUUUCAGGAAAGGGAUGAAGAAGGGGUCGGAAGGGCUUAUUUCGCUCGGCCGAUCCCUUCGGUCUGGCGUUUCUAGGGCAGUUUUCUCCGAAGAACUCAAGGCGACCGAGAAGAAGAUCUUUGAUCCUCAGGAUGUGCUCCUUCUUCGAAUGAACAGGCUGUUCGUAGCAUCAUGCAUUCUUUCCAUAGCUGUGGAUCCCUUGUUCUUCUAUCUCCCUGUCAUCGACCAAGAUUCCAAUUGCGUUGGCAUCGACCGCAAGUUAGCGGCCACGUCGACCACAUUGCGGACGCUGAUCGACGCCUUCUACCUCAUUCGAAUGGCUCUUCAGUUCCGCACUGCGUACAUCGCUCCGUCGUCCCGGGUUUUUGGUAGAGGCGAGCUUGUGAUUGACCCUACGCAGAUAGCAAUUCGGUAUCUGAGACGAUACUUCAUCAUCGAUUUCCUUGCGGUGUUACCUCUCCCUCAGUUUGUAGUUUGGAGUUUCCUUCACAGAUCAACAGAUUCUGAUGUGCUGGAUACCAAGAAUUCAUUGCUUUUCAUUGUCAUGCUUCAGUAUAUACCAAGAUUGGUUAGAACUUUUCCUUUGACAGCAGAGUUGAGAAGGACUGCUGGCAUCUUUGCCGAAACUGCUUGGGCUGGUGCAGCCUAUUAUUUGCUAUGGUAUAUGCUUGCUAGUCAUAUAGUAGGUGCUUUCUGGUACUUAUUAUCAGUCGAUCGCGAUGAUGAUUGCUGGCAAUUAGCUUGCAAGAAUUUUGACGGAUGCAAUGUGAAGUAUUUAUAUUGUGGUAAUGCACAUCUAGAUGGCUAUGAUAUCUGGCAAAAUGUCAGUGCAGGAGUUCUUGAGCAGUACUGUUCAGUAGCUGAUGACAAUACAGAAUUCAACUUUGGAAUUUAUACACAGGCCUUGACUUCUGGAAUCAUUGCAUCAAACAAGUUCUUCUCCAAACUUUGCUAUUGUUUGUGGUGGGGUCUGCAGAACCUCAGUACCCUUGGCCAAGGUCUGGUGACAAGUACUUACCCCGGAGAAGUCAUCUUCUCCAUAGCCCUCGCUAUAUUUGGACUCAUUCUCAUGGCCCUCCUCAUCGGCAACAUGCAGACUUAUCUUCAGUCUCUGACGAUACGGCUGGAGGAGAUGAGAGUGAAGAGGCGGGACUCCGAGCAGUGGAUGCACCACCGCCUGCUGCCGCAAGAUCUCCGGGAGCGCGUCCGCCGGUACGACCAGUACAAGUGGCUGGAGACGCGGGGGGUGGACGAGGAAAGCUUGGUGCAGACCCUCCCCAAGGACCUCAGGCGAGACAUCAAGCGCCACCUUUGUCUCGGCUUGGUCAGAAGGGUGCCUCUGUUCGCGAACAUGGACGAGCGAUUGCUCGACGCCAUAUGCGAAAGACUCAAGCCCAGUCUGUACACCGAGAACACCUACAUCGUAAGAGAAGGAGAUCCUGUCGACGAGAUGCUCUUCAUCAUACGAGGCCGCCUGGAGAGCAUCACCACCGAUGGCGGGAGAAGUGGCUUCUUCAACAGGAGCAUACUCAAGGAGGGAGACUUCUGCGGCGAGGAACUGCUGACUUGGGCCCUGGAUCCCAAGUCCGGCGCCAAUCUUCCCUCUUCCACUCGGACCGUGAAGGCUCUGACGGAGGUGGAAGCCUUCGCGCUGUUCGCCGACGAGCUAAAGUUCGUGGCCAGCCAGUUCCGGCGGCUCCACAGCCGGCAGGUCCAGCACACGUUUCGGUUCUACUCGCAGCAGUGGCGUACGUGGGCGGCCUGCUUCAUCCAGGCCGCGUGGCGGCGCUACUCCAAGCGUAAGGCGGCGGAGCUGAGGCGCAGGGAGGAGAUGGCGGACCUGGACGACAACGGCGGCUGGUCCUCCAGUCUCGGGGCGACCAUAUACGCCUCGCGCUUCGCGGCCAACGCGCUUCGCGGGCUUCACCGGCAGCGAAGCAAGAGCGUGAGAGAGCUGGUGGCGCUGCAGAAGCCUCCUGAGCCUGACUUCGCCGUGGACGAUGGGUGAGCGACGGUGCAACG
Musa acuminata subsp. malaccensis (wild Malaysian banana) is the source of this 2316-nucleotide messenger RNA. RefSeq names its product probable cyclic nucleotide-gated ion channel 5. Gene Ontology annotation, molecular function: protein binding; voltage-gated potassium channel activity. The record is from RefSeq and is a predicted model, not a curated record. Gene Ontology annotation, cellular component: membrane. Lineage: Eukaryota; Viridiplantae; Streptophyta; Magnoliopsida; Zingiberales; Musaceae. Gene Ontology annotation, biological process: transmembrane transport; potassium ion transport.